Molecule: messenger RNA, 1347 nt
Organism: Humulus lupulus (European hop)
Lineage: Eukaryota; Viridiplantae; Streptophyta; Magnoliopsida; Rosales; Cannabaceae
Exons: 3
Coding region: 1-1347 (448 amino acids)
Molecular function (GO): zinc ion binding
Source: RefSeq, a predicted model, not a curated record
AUGCUACAUGUGGUUCAAGUAGAUAAUUUAAAUGUACGAUCAUUUCCAAGACGUCAAGAAAGCCAAGGACGGAGGACUGCUGGCUCAGAGAGCAGUUGUCCAACUACACAAGAUGAUGGAAAUAGAUGGAGUUCUCUAGCGUAUACUGCUGAAGAUAUCCCAUGCCUCUCUUAUGUUAUCCCCACGUUAUCUGGGGUGAUUUGUGGGGUAAUAGAAGUUGGGAAAGUUUUUGAUAACAAGUUAGAGUUGAAGAUGAAGGCACACUUGUAUGCAAUGAAGCAGAACUUCGAGUUUGUGGUGAAGAAGUUAGGUACUGAAGUUUGGUAUAUCACUUGCAAGGAUCUUGAUUGUGGGUGGAGAUUGAGGGGGAAGAGAAUUCCUAAAUCUAAUAUAUUCGAGAUAACUCGUUUCACCAACAAACACACCUACUCACUUGACCUCCGACAUAAAGGCCAUCGCCAAGCUGCACCUUGGGUUAUUGCUUGGAGAUGCCGAGAGAAGGCUCUUUCUUAUGUCAGGGGGACACCGGAAGCAUCCUACCAGAAGUUACCAUCGUACCUGUUCAUGCUUCAACAGAAAAAUCCCGGGACGUUGACAGAUUUUGUCACUGAGGAAGAUCGAUUCAAAUAUUGCUUUUUCUCACUCAGAGUUAGUAGAAGAGGGUUUCGUACAUGUCGUCCUGUGUUAUGUGUGGACGACACUUUUUUAAAGACAAAAUACGGUGGGCAGAUGUUAUGUGCAGUCGCGAUGGAUGCAAAUAACCAUCUAUAUCCAGUUGCAUUUGGUAUUGUGGAUAGUGAGAAUCAUGAUUCUUGGAAGUAUUUCAUGUCAAAGCUAAAGGAAGUGAUUGGGGAAGUCGAGGACCUGGCGUUUGUAUCUGACAAGCAUGCAAGUAUUACACAUGCCUUGGAAACUAUUUUCCCCGAUGCCUAUCACGGUGCUUGCUACCACCACAUUAUUAUGAAUGUGGUUGCUAAAUUCAAGACUGAUCAUUGUCAUGUGUUGAUGAGAGAAACUAGCGAGAAGACAACUACAACUCUUGCACCGACCUAUGAGAAAAAUUUGGUGGAUAUGGCUGAGAAAGCUCGAUUCUUGAUUCCUUAUGCAAUAGGGAGGCAUGAGUUCCAUGUGUUAGAUGGUGAGCUGAAUGGUGAAGUCGACCUCUUGGAUAAGACAUGCACAUGUGGCCUGUUUCAGAUUAUUGGUAUCCCAUGUGCUCAUGCACUAUCUGGAUCCCUUAAGCGAGGGGUGAACUUUUAUUCGUUGUGUUCAGAUUACUAUAAAAUUGAGACAUGGAGGUCCUCUUACACAGAAUCUAUAUAUCCUACUGGUAACGAGGAAGAGUAG